UUUCGAGUGGACCCGCCAGCCUCCAAGGGUCCAAAAGCCGCCGUCACUCCCAAGCGUCCUAAAGCCCUCUCGGAGGAGGGACUACAGCCCAGGUGGCUUAGGACGCCAGCAAAGGCGGGCAGGGCUGACUGAGCUGGUGCCCCAGGGCUGGGGAGGGAGAGCCGGGGCGGAGUCACGCGAGGACGGGAGUCGGCACCAUGGAACCUCCCGGGGUAGUGCUGGUAAUGGGAGUGAGCGGCUCGGGAAAGUAGAUCAACAGUGGGAUCACUUCUGGCAGCUGAGCUGGGGUGGAAAUUCUAUGAUGCAGAUGACUACCAUCCUGAAGAAAAUCGAAAAAAGAUGGGAAAAGGAAUACCACUAAAUGAUCAGGAUAGGAUUCCAUGGCUUUGCAACUUACAUGAUAUUUUACUGAGAAAGGUGUCCUCAGGUCAAAGUGUGGUCCUUGCCUGUUCUGCUUUGAAGAAAAUGUACAGAAACAUCUUAAUGAGAGGAGAAGGUGCUGCAACUCAGAACUCAGAAGAGCCAGGAGAGAAAGAAGGGUUUCCAAAGCUGAAGCUCCUUGUGGUCUAUUUGAACGGGUCUUUUGAAGUGAUCUCUGGGCGUUUAGCCAAAAGAAAAGGACAUUUUAUGCCACCAGAGUUGCUACAGUCCCAGUUUGACACUCUGGAACCCCCAUCAGCACCAGAAAAUUUUCUGGCACUUAGUGUGGAAAGAAGUGUCUCAGAAAUGAUUCCUUUUAUUGUGGACAAUAUGAAAAUGAAAUGAGAACCCUUUCAGACAAAUCAUCAGAUCUGAAUUAGACAUAAAUAAUCAUUAUGUCAAAUCUCCAUUAAGACAUUCCUACUUAUAAAAUACCUUAAUUUUCUCCUCUGAAUGUCAGUUCUACAAUGUACUGGAAGUUGCUUAUUAUGCCUUGCAAAAAAUAUCAAAAUUGUUUCCCAGAAUACUUUCCCCUGACACCUGCUAAUCAAAUCCUCCCUUAUGACAAAGAAGUGGGUGAAACCCAGCCAACAAAGUGACUACAUCUAAUGACAUAUGUCACAUUGCAUACCCAUGGCUCUCCACCUCUCUACCAGAAAGGGGAAGGUAUUUUUCCUUCUUUCUUCUCAAAGAUCAAAAUGGGUUUUACUGAGUUUGGCAGCACUUGUUUAGUGUUUGUUUUUAAUUGGCAUUAUUGUAGUCAUUGUGUAUUUUGUUUUCUGGUUCUGUUCUCUUUACUCUAGAUCAGUUCACACAAAUCUUCCCAUGUUUCUCCAAAUUCCUCCUGUUCAUUGUUUCUUAUGGUACAAUAAUAUGCCUUUAAAUUCCUUUAACAGUUUAUUCGUCUAUUUUCCAACUGAUAGGUAGCAACUGCAUUUAAAGUUUUCUUCCUUCCAUGAAGAAUAUUGCAGUGAAUAUUUUGCUAUAUAUGGGAUCUUUCUUACUGUCCCUGCUGUCCUUGGAGUAUAAGCCUAAUAGACAGAUGGCUGGGUCAAAGGAUAUAAAGAGUUGAGUGAUUUUUCUUUAAUAAUCUUGGAACAAUUUACUGUCUUCGAAUAGUUUAUGGGAUUUCCAAUGACUUUAGAGCUAUCCUCUGCUGCACUGGUAAUGUUUAUGUGGGAUCUGAGGAUAGUUUUGGGAUUUUGAUUCCAUCCAUGAGGACAGUGAUUAAAGCUAAGAGCAAAGAACAUAAAUGGGGGGGAUGCCCACUUUUAGGGAACAGGAAGUAUAGAGGUAUCAAGGAGGGAACACAAGUAGUGAUCAAGUAAGAUGGAGAACCAAUAGAGAAGAUUGUCACAGGAGCCAGAGGAAGAAUGAAUGAAUGAAUGGAUAAAUAAAUGAAUGAAAAAGCA
Messenger RNA from Phascolarctos cinereus (koala), 1832 nucleotides. It is a transcript of the gene IDNK, whose product is annotated as IDNK gluconokinase. Gene Ontology annotation, cellular component: cytoplasm. Gene Ontology annotation, molecular function: gluconokinase activity. The record is from RefSeq and is a predicted model, not a curated record. Lineage: Eukaryota; Metazoa; Chordata; Mammalia; Diprotodontia; Phascolarctidae.